CCAAUGACAUUACGACCGCUGUUAACCAAUGACCCGGGCUGUGGUUUCUUCACUCUCGGGGUGUUAACCAUGUCGUAAACCCGAAAACGUUGAGCCCACAGCAUCUCGGUCUGGGUGGGCGUGGCUCUGAGUGAGGAGCGGUCUCAUCCAAGACCUAGGUCAGUCUGAGAAACAGACGGCGUGAGAGUGGGAGCGCUGCGCGGUGGAUGAUAAUGACCCACACAUCUUUAGAUUUUUAACAAAAGAGCGCAAGAUGCGGGCUUUUACUUUUACUCUGUUGGUAUUUUUCAGCUCGUGCGUUACAGGGGAGGAACUGUCCGGUUCAGAAUUUGGAGACGAUUAUUUUUCGGAUUUAUCUGAUUUCGAUUUUGGCAUUUCUCCACGGAGGGUCCCAAGGCAGGUGAAAGACAUCAUUGCAAGGGAAAGCAAACCGCACAUCCAGGAGCUGUCCAUCAAGACCACCAUCAUCUCCCGCUACGCCUUCACCGCGGUGCACAGCACCAUGCUCAACAGGCACUCGGCCGCUGCCGAGGGCGUGUUCCAGUUCCCCGUUCCCGCCGAUGCCUACGUCACCAACUUCACCAUGAUCGUCGGCGGCCGAGUGUACCAGAGUGAGAUCAAGCCCCGGGAGAAGAAGAAGGUCAGACAGGAUACGGAGGGCGCCGGCACGGCCAAGCCCAAAGACGGGAGCCCCCCCGCCGACGGCUCCACGGAGACGGAGACGUUCCGCAUGGCGGCGGUCAUCCCCGGCCGCAACCGGGCGGUGUUCCUGCUGACGUACGAGCAGCUGCUGCGGCGCCGGCUGGGCCGCUACGAGCACGUCACCAGCCUGCGGCCGCUGCAGCUCAUCAGCCGCCUCUCGCUGGACGUCAUCAUCGUGGACCACGCCCCCAUCUCCCAGCUGGAGGUCCUGCCGCUGCGCAACGGGGGAGGCCGGGCGGGGUCCGGCACCAGCCUGUCCAAGGGCAAGACUGAUCUGCCCAUCACCACGGCGAUCAAGCAGAACAAGAACUUCUGCCAGGUCAGCUUCAGCCCCAACAUCGUCCAGCAGGCCAAGAUCGCCACCAGCGGUAACCUCGGCGACUUUGUGGUCCGCUACGACGUGGAGAGAGAGCUGGGCAUCGGCGACAUACAGGUUAUGAACGGCCACUUCGUCCACUACUUUGCCCCUAAAGACCUGCCGGUGGUCCCCAAGAACGUGGUGUUUGUGAUCGACACCAGCGCCUCUAUGCUGGGCACCAAGAUCAGACAGACCAAGGACGCCCUGUUCACCAUCCUGAAGGACCUGCGCCCCGACGACCGCUUCAACUUCGUCAGCUUCUCCAACAAGGUGAAGGUGUGGCAGCCGGGCCGCCUGGUGCCCGUCACGCCCCUCAACGUCAGGGACGCCAAGAAGUUCAUCUACACGCUGGCGCCCAGCGGCGGCACCAACAUCGACGAGGCCAUGCAGACGGGCUCGGUGCUGCUCCGGGACUUCCUGGCGGGCCCGGACGCCAGCCAGAAUAGCGUGUCGCUGGUCAUCUUCCUGACGGACGGGCGGCCCACGGUGGGCGUGGUCAAGUCCAACGCCAUCCUGGGCAACGCGCGCAAGGCGGUGCAGGAGAAGUUCUGCGUGUUCACCAUCGGCCUGGGCAACGACGUGGACUACCGGCUGCUGGAGCGCAUGGCGCUGGAGAACUGCGGCAUGAUGCGGCGCAUCGCCGAGGACGCCGACGCCAGCGCCAUGCUCAAAGGCUUCUACGACGAGAUCGGCACGCCGCUGCUGUCGGACAUCCGGAUCAACUACCCGGAGGACUCUGUGCAGUACGUCACCCAGAGCCUCUUCACCAACUACUUCAACGGCUCCGAGAUCGUGGUGGCCGGCCGGCUGACCGACCGCGACGCCGGGUCCCUCCACGUGCAGGUGACGGCCAGCAGCAGCGACAAGACCAUCGUCCUGGAGACGGACGUGCCGCUGCGCCAGCGGCAGGAGGAGACGAAGCGCCACGUGAAGGCGGCGGUGGCGGCGGCGGCCGAGCGCGCCCGGGCGGCGGCGGCGAGGAGCCAAGGGCCGGUCGGCGGCGGCGGCGGCGGCGGGGGGAGGGAGGACUUUGUGGAGCGGCUGUGGGGCUUCCUGAGCAUCAAGGAGGGGCUGCGGUCGCGGCUGCGCAGCCAGACCAGCGGCGAUCGGGAGGGUCUCACGCGGCACGCCACCGACCUCUCGCUGGCCUACAACUUCCUCACGCCGCUCACCAACCUGAACGUGGAGCGGCCCCAGGUGAUGGCCAACGGCUCCAUGGCCCCGCCGCCGCCCCCCACCGCCGCCCCCUCCUCCUCCAGGAGCCAGGGGCCCGGAGGACCGGCCAAUGAGCUGGCGGAGGAGGAGGAGGAGGAGGUGGAGGAGGAGGGGGAGGAAGACCGGGCCCGGGUCGGCAACAGGAAGCCGGCCAGGAGCCAGGGUGCGGCUUCUGGGAACGCUAUAGGUGGUGUCGUGAGGAGACCGGCCAGGAAAUCCGUCACCUUCACCAAAACAUCAGCCGACGGGGACCCCCACUUUGUGGUGGAGUUCCCCCAGAGUAAACUCACCGUGUGCUUCAACAUCAACGGAGAGCCCGGGCACGUCCUGCGCCUUGUCUCCGAUCACAAGCACUCAGGGGUGACGGUGAACGGCAAGCUCAUCGGCGCUCCGGCGCCGCCGGGCAGCCACAAGCAGCAGCGCACCUACUUCAGCACCAUCACGGUGGUGGUGGACCGCCCAGGCCGCCGCGCCUACAUCGAGGUCACCCCCAAGAAGGUGAUCCUGGACGGGCACGACCGGCUGGUGCUGCCCUGCGACGCCACGGUGGCCGUGCAGAGCGGCGAGGUGGCGGUGGCGGUAGCGGCGGGCGCCAACGUGACCGUGACGGUGGGCGGGACGGUGGCCUUCGUGAUCCUGCUGCACCGCUACAAGAACCCCGCGCCGUACCAGAGGGAUCACGUGGGGUUCUACAUCUCCAACAGCAAGGGCUUGUCCCGGGACUGCCACGGCCUGCUGGGUCAGUUCCUGCACCAGGACGUGGGGCUGGGAGAGAUGCUGACCGACGGCUCGCCCGAGGACGGGGCGAGGAAGACCCCGGUGCUGAAGGUGAAGCGGCGCUCGGUGCCGGUGGUGAAGAAGACCCGGCGCAUCUACAGCGGCGCGCAGAGCGUGGACUGCUGGUUCGCCCGGAACAACGCGGCCAAGCUCAUCGACGGGCGCUACGAGGACUAUGUGGUGCCACACAUGUUCGAGACGGCUGAGUGGAGAGAGGGGAGCAACGUGUGAGCGGCCUGAGGCGAUCAGCAUGAUCGCGAUCUUUAACUGUAAAUACCUCGCUUUGUCCGACGAAAACCGCACCCUCGUACUUGUUGCACUUAAACCCGCGAUUUUUAAAAAAUAAUAAUUUAAAGGCAAUGACUUUCCAGUCGGGACUUUAUUGCACCGGCGUCGCGUCGUUGAUUUUUGUAAAUGUAGGCUACCACGUAGGGCCAACGACAUCCGAGUUUUCUCCCACGCACCCGAGACUCUGCUACCUGUACUCCUUUUUGUUUCUAAUUCAAAAGUAUGUUUUUGUGUGAGUAUUUUGUGAGAAUUGAUUUGUGUAUUUUUUUAUUGUAAAUACAUUUUUUAAUGAAGUGUAAAACUAGUAAAAUAAUAAAUAUAUAUAUAUAUAUAUAUAUAUAUAUAUAGCCAGAAACAAAACUAGUUCAUUUAUUCUGCUUGUGAACCUCACACCAAACAUGCCAGACGUAGGGACCAAAGCCCUCUCUCCCCCCCGCCUCCCUGUCUUCAGACGCAGGUCACAGGCUGCUGGCCCCGCCCCCACAGGUGUGCUCACGACCAGUGCCCCCCAUCCCCUCCCAGCACCAACCAACCCCCCUCCCAGGUGUCUGUCAUCAUCGCUCUCCCAGGUGUAUGUGUGUGUGUGAGUAGAGUGGGGAGGUCUAGAGGAAUUCCAACACCAAAACAUGGGAAUCGAACUUUAUUCUCUUCAGUGCAACGUAGAACAAUCAAAAGUUCAAAACCAAAGGUACAUUCAUUAAGUAGCACGGUUGAUCGGUCUUAUUGUGGUCCGAGGCCACAGACUCUGAUUCAACAACAGUUUAUAACUGUUUUCUGGCUUUAAAAUCAAAAAAAUCAGAAAAAACAAACCAAAAAUAAAAACACAUAUUAAAAGUUGGAUUCACAAUACAUUUAUGGACAAGAAUACUGUUGAGUGAAUGUGUAAACAGUUGAUUAUAUAGUAGGUGCAGAUAAUGAAUACUGUAGGUAAAGAUACCCCAAGGCAAUUAAGAUUCACGAGUCAUCAUUGAUCUUAAAAGGACAUUGUAGAUUUAAAAGCACAGGAGUAUAAAGUAUGCAGACAAUUCAAUUUUGGUUACACAUGUUUAUACCACAAAUAUUGUUGAUAUACUGUAGGGCAUGAUGAAGUAAUCAUUAAAUAUUUACCCAACUGUACAAUUAAUAAUGGACCUGGGAUAUUAAUGUACUUAACAUAUUCAAGAUUAAACAUUUGACUAAAUACAGUUUCAAUUGCCCCUGUAAUAAUCACAGAUGUGCCUUCAAUAUAGUGGCAAAUAAUCAAUAAAAAAAUUGGCAUAAUAAUCACAGAAUAAAUAUAUUAAAUGUGCAAGGUGUCGGGAAUCAAUGUAACUGGUAUAAUUAAGAUAUGCAUCAUUAAUAUAUGAUGAAUAAUAUAUUUUUUACUCAGUUUGGUUAGACUGCUCCAGUAUUCAGUUAUUACAAAACAAACCAUAUUUCUGCAUUAAUGAUGCGUUCACUUCCAAAUCAUUGAGAGAAGCUACCAAAGUAAAAGCAACAAAAGAUAAUAUGGAAUCAAGAAAGCAGUGACAGGGAAUGUUGCAGGAAUGUGUAGUGAAUUUCUCCAUAAUAACAGUUCCACUUUUACAGCCCACCCUUGUUAUGUACAGCUUUGUAAAAGUGGCCGUUUGCCCCCCGAAGAAUGCCACAGCAGAGAAGAGUCUCCAUUAUAGCAACUAAAGAAUGUACAGCUACACAUGGACUCUCCGGAAGUUAUGUGCGUUUGUAAUCUUCGCGGAGAAACGAUGAGGCUGACAGGAAGAGCAGAUUAAAGAUUGUAUCCACAAUUAUAGUCAUUAAAAGGUACAGGUCCAAUGUACAUUCAAUUAAUGUUCUCUUGUGACUAACUGAUCAACAACUAGUGUACACACACAAAUCUAUCCAUUUCAAAAUGCAUACCUGAUAAAAGUUUGAAAUAGACUUCUCUAGGACCUUUAAUUAAAAGCAAAAGGAAAGGCUUUUAAAGUAACAUCAUUCGAGUGAAGACUUGUGAAGGCUACCUCUUCAUCAAUCACAAUCCAACAGCCCUUUGAGAACUGGAUCUGUGAUGUGAAACACCUCUAAGGAGAUCACCCUCUAAUACGUUUCACCCCUGCCUAGUAGUUCAGUGGUAAGGCGAUACGACCACAAUUUAAAUUGGGAAUCCAGUCCUCUGAAUUUUCCUUCUUUUGCCACCAUUGCAGACCUGUCACCUGAACCCAAGUCUCCCCCCCUCUGGUUAAAGGUGGCGUGCGCUCUCUAAUUAAGCCCCUAUGAAACGAGGAACUUCCCUUUGAUACGUUCCACUGUGGUCACUGUGAUGUUCCCUGAAGAGCACGGCAAUGUGGUGAAGUAGCGAUAAAAAAGGUUUAAAAAAGGCACAAAGAAAACCUGAGAUACAUACUCGCCCACUGCGUCGUUUCCAAUCGCUGAAAACAAGUCAGAAGGAUGUUAGAACCACAGGGGGAA
Molecule: messenger RNA, 5767 nt
Organism: Gadus macrocephalus (Pacific cod)
Lineage: Eukaryota; Metazoa; Chordata; Actinopteri; Gadiformes; Gadidae
Gene: itih5
Product: inter-alpha-trypsin inhibitor heavy chain 5
Exons: 15
Coding region: 254-3283 (1009 amino acids)
Biological process (GO): hyaluronan metabolic process
Molecular function (GO): serine-type endopeptidase inhibitor activity
Source: RefSeq, a predicted model, not a curated record